GUCACCGAGGCCUGCGGUGCCCGCCCACGCCCAAGGGGCCGGGGCCGCCGCCGGGGCGGGGUCAGCGCUGCCCGCCGGGGCCGCAGCGGCGGGACCGAGCCGCGCGUCCCGCCCGCAACCCCUGGGCCGCUCCGCGGGGUCGCCGCCAUGACGGGCAGUAACAUGUCUGAUGCUCUGGCGAACGCGGUGUGCGAGCGCUGCCAGGCGCGGUUCGAUCCCGCCGAGAGGAUCGUGAACAGCAAUGGGGAGCUCUACCACGAGAACUGCUUUGUGUGUGCCCAGUGCUUCCGGCAGUUCCCAGAGGGACUCUUCUAUGAGUUUGAAGGUAGGAAGUACUGUGAGCAUGACUUCCAGAUGCUGUUUGCUCCUUGCUGCGGGGAAUGUGGUGAGUUCAUUAUUGGGCGUGUUAUCAAGGCAAUGAACAACAACUGGCACCCAGAAUGUUUCCGCUGUGAGCUCUGCGAUGUAACCCUUGCUGACCUGGGUUUUGUGAAGAAUGCUGGCAGGCACCUGUGCAGGCCAUGCCACAACCGUGAAAAAGCUAAGGGACUGGGCAAGUACAUCUGUCAGAAGUGCCACUUGAUAAUUGAUGAGCAGCCUCUGAUGUUUAGGAAUGAUUCCUACCAUCCAGAUCACUUCAACUGCACCCACUGUGGGAAGGAGCUGAGUGCCGAGGCGCGGGAGCUGAAGGGGGAGCUGUACUGCCUGCCCUGCCACGACAAGAUGGGCAUCCCCAUCUGCGGCGCCUGCCGCCGCCCCAUCGAGGGCCGCGUGGUCAACGCGCUGGGCAAGCAGUGGCACGUCGAGCAUUUUGUUUGUGCCAAAUGUGAGAAGCCAUUCUUGGGGCACCGACACUAUGAAAAAAAAGGGCUGGCCUAUUGUGAGACUCAUUAUAAUCAGCUCUUUGGAGAUGUCUGCUACAACUGCAGCCACGUGAUAGAGGGAGAUGUGGUGUCAGCUCUUAACAAGGCCUGGUGUGUGAAUUGCUUCUCCUGCUCCACCUGCAACGUCAAGCUCACACUGAAGAAUAAAUUUGUGGAGUUUGACAUGAAGCCUGUGUGCAAGAAGUGCUAUGAGAAAUUCCCUCUAGAGCUGAAGAAACGUCUGAAGAAGUUGUCAGAGCUGGCAUCCAAGAAGAUCCAUCCUAAAGCUUUAGAUUUAAACUCUGCUUAAACAGGUCUGUCAGUCUCCUGACUGCACUCUUAACAUAAGCUGCUGCUCACUGCAGCAGUUGAUUACAGAAGCAAUUGCUAAAAAGUGGAACCAAAGAUGAGCAGUACCUUCCCCUGCUUCUGGUGAUGUCUCUUGCAUCUAGACUGUCUCUUUUCUCAAGCAAUUGUCUGUUAGCAAUGGCAGGAAGAGGCAUAUGAUUUCUGCUUGAGCAGCACGCAGGCUGGUUAUUAAUUUGCUACUAACAUUGCAUUUCACCUUUGUGGAGUUAUACACAUUCUUUUAGUCCUCAAUUGUACUACUCUUUCCACUCCUCUAGUCUAAGUAAUUUGGAAAGAGUGGUUAAAUGUAGGGCUGGAAGAAAUGUCAGAUUUGCUCUUUUUCAAUCAGAGUAUCAGAAUUUUUCUUCUUACUCUGGGUGAAGCAAUUUUUAGGUUUUUUAUAGGCAAGUAGUCUGAAAAUUAUCAUUGUUUACUGCGUGUAAGAAGUUCUGGUUUUUCUCCAGAUUCCUACAGAGAAUAUAUGGGUGCCCCAUGCCAUAUCCCAGUCCUUCUGGUUUGUAGGUUAACUGGACCAGCCCUGGAACCCAUAGCUAUGGUAUCUGCACUGCCCACGUAGGCUCAGUGUUAAGGCAGCUUAAGAAGUUGCCUUUGCUUCUGUGCUCAGUACUAAGGAGAUUUCAGCUGUCAAGGCCAUGUGAGCCUCUUCAGAAUAGUUGGGCUCUGCUUAAGGAGAAGGUGGCUAUGGGAAAUGAAACAUUUUAUUAGAACUGACACUAAUUUUCUCUGUUCUCUAUUACUACAUGGCUGGUAGAGCUUCUACUGCUCAACAUGAAACAUGUCUUGUCCCUUGGCAUAGCUGAUAUUUAUUGAGGCAGUGUGGCUGGAGCAUUGGUUACUCUUCUGGUUAAGGAAAUUGAAUAAAUAAUAUGGUGCCAAUUUAAGCAUUUCAGUUUUCCCAUUCUCACUUUCUUUGCCAGCCAAGGAUAUGCUUGUUGGUCACACUCCAGAAAGCCCAGUUACAUGAAGGAGUUUCUAAUGUUUACAGUUUUUAGCAAACGGUGGUGUUAUGCAGAAAACCCCCAUUUUUCUUAAAUUUUUUACCCAAAUAAGAGUCCCAUUCAUCUUUUUGAGACUAGAGUGUACUUAAGGAGAGGAUGCCAGACAUGAUGGUAACAUCUCAAGCAUGUAGUCCUCCUCUGUAAUUUUGCCUGUCACCAGUGAGGUUUCACUGGUUCUACUGUCUCUGCUACCACAACCAAGGUGCUGAGAAAUUUACUGUUUCUGUGUAAUCUCAAUACUUCUUUAGAGGUGAGCCAUCAGCAGUGCUGUUCCUGAUGUGUGAUCCCAGUGAGCUUCUGAGUCCCCCAGAGGUGACCCCUGUACUUCCCUGUGCUGAACCAAGCUGAGCAGCCUGAAAAUCCCUUUCCAUGAACAGUUGUGAGACUGUACCCGCCCUUUUGCAAGGCUGACAAGCCCUGGGGGACUGCUGUCCUUUGCAUGAUUUAAACCUUCCAAAAAGUGGCUGGUUUAGUUGGUCAAAUGAACGCAGCAGUUGGGUCUGGACAACACCCUGCAGCUACAGGAGAAUUAGGUAGCAAGAAGUGAAAGCUGCCCCACUUCCUGUAUGUGUGAGCAGCAAUUAUAUUUGGGCAGUAUAUACCUUAGAAUUGUGUUUUACCAUGCUUGCUGGAUGAAUACUCAUGGCACUGCACCAGUGGUACCAAAGCAGUGGUGGGAAAUCCUGGACUGAUCAGAAUCCCACAUGUGAGACCAUCUCUUAGACCUUCACUGCCUUUGCUAACUCUGUUUCCCUCAGCUGCUUUGCUUUUUCUUGCUGUACGUUACCAUAAUCUUUUAACUGGGUUAUAGAGCAACCACUCUAACAGUGAUGAGGGGAUAGGCCCAAUUUUAGCAGUAAACUUUCAUUUUCUCCUGACCAGUUUUCACUGUAGAUUCCAGUAAUAGUAGCUGCUUGUGUCACUGCUUUAGGAGAACAUGUGGCUAUUCAUUGUUCUCUCACCAGCCUUAAAAUGAUCUUUUAGUUAAGGGCACAGAGAACAGCAUGUCUUUUGGUGCAGUAGUGUGGCCCUGCAGAGACCCCCAUUUACAGUCAGCCCUGCUGUUUGGCAUUUUGUCACAGCAUAAAACACUUGAAGUUCUGACCUGUGUGCAGCUCAGUGUUAUGCAGAUUCUUCUCAGCAUAAACCAUUCUGGUCUGUUCCUGUGAUCUCAGUCGCAGCCAUGGCUGAUGCUGGGUCUGAGGAGCUGUGUAUCCCCAGGCUCCUGAGGGGUGGAGGAACACACAGCCACACGUUCCUGGUAAAUAAGGAAGGACUAGGUAACCAGCAGCCAACAGGUAAUAUUCUUUCAGCAGCUACUCACAUCCAGCAAUGGAAAAUGCAUGUAUGUGAAGGUGAAUGGCAUUAGUUCUGUGCUGCCAGUAAAGAUUUAGUGGUGCUUUCACUUUGUCUCAUGUUAGAAAUUUGGCAGACCUAGAAAGCUUCAAAGGAGAGUUGAUAAUUCUCUUUGAUAAGCUGUUCAGUUCUCUGGGAUUUGGAAUAUGUCCUUAUCUUCAGGACAUUUCACAAAAUUAAUUGGUGGAAAAAAAUUGUAAUCCCUGAUUUCUCUCUAUAUAUGGCUUAAAAAUGUAUUUUCCCCUACUUCUGUCAGAUUACUUUUUAAAAAACAAGUAGAAUAUAGUGCAAACUCACAAAUUCUCCUUUGUGCCUUGGUAGGCUGACAGGUUGGGUUUUGUUUUCUUUUUAAUAAAUAUGGUCAAGGUGUCUGUAAGAAAUAAGCUGCAUGUUUUUUUCCAUUGCUGUAAAUAGACCUGCUGGCCAAAUUCUUCCUAAGCAUUACAUCACUGGAGAGUAGAGAUUUUUAUGAAGGUUGAACUUGGCUCAGAAAUCUACACUUAAUAAAAGAUGUUAUCUCAUACUAUACAUUUAUAGUUUACAGUCAUAUUUAUACCUAAUUAAAAUCACUAACACUCACUGAAGACACUUGAAAAUGGUUUUGCUUUUAGAAAGCGUGGUUGAAGCUUGUUUGUAUUCAAAGAGUAUGCUAUAAUCACCUGCAGUCUUUGUUUAUGGCACUAAUCCAUUCUCUAGGGUUUGCAUCUUGCUGUUCUUGCAGCAGCCUGUGCAAUGCUGGCAAACACUGCUCAGCCUUUUGUACAGAGAACUCCUGAUGUGGCAUGGUUGGUAUUGGAUGAUAUGACUGACACUCUUUCAGAAGUGAUUGGAUGGGGAAGGAAUAGAUUGCAGGCAAGCAUGUAAUAAAUGUGGUUAUACUGGCCUGUAAAGCACUGUUAAGUGCUGAGGGUAUUAGACUGAGAAAAGAAUUAGCAGCUUGGUUUCAGGCCUUGAUGGGUUCUGCACUGUGUAGAGCUCUCAGUUUGUUUGAGCUGUCUAACCAAAACACGAUUGUAGAUUGAAAUGCUGUAAUACUGCCUUUGUAUGUACCUGUAUUAAAGUUAACUGUAAUACAUUUUAAAUCUUUACACAAAAAAAAUUUAAAAAUU
This is a messenger RNA of Prinia subflava (tawny-flanked prinia), 4695 nucleotides long. RefSeq names its product LIM zinc finger domain containing 2 (gene LIMS2). The record is from RefSeq and is a predicted model, not a curated record. Lineage: Eukaryota; Metazoa; Chordata; Aves; Passeriformes; Cisticolidae. Gene Ontology annotation, cellular component: cytoplasm; cell-cell junction; focal adhesion. Gene Ontology annotation, biological process: positive regulation of substrate adhesion-dependent cell spreading; cell-cell adhesion; positive regulation of integrin-mediated signaling pathway. The transcript has 10 exons. Bases 148 to 1173 code for a protein of 341 amino acids.